AUGAGUUCAAAUUCAGAGAGGAAAGAAAACUACAAAACCUUCGAAAUGGGAAACGCGCAAGAUGCAAAUGAGAAUAUGACGCUGACAACAGAACAGGAAAAGCCGCAGACUUGUCUACAGAGAGCAUUGAGCUGUUCCUGCACGAUUUUGUGCGUCGUAUUUGGAAUCUCCCUUGGAGUCGGAUUCGGCCUGCCCUUCGGCUACCUCGCUGCCUUCCUCUUCGCGAUCAUCGCUGGCCCUCUCUACUGCUGCGGCUACCGAUUCGACCCGGCGACAACUUCCGUCUACAAAAAAGGCCAAACUCCUCCUCAAGCUCCUGCUCAAAACGUCUAG
Messenger RNA from Oikopleura dioica, 333 nucleotides. NCBI's taxonomy places the organism in Eukaryota, Metazoa, Chordata, Appendicularia, Copelata, Oikopleuridae. The record is from the annotation of a GenBank genome assembly.